Molecule: messenger RNA, 2189 nt
Organism: Calliphora vicina (urban bluebottle blowfly)
Lineage: Eukaryota; Metazoa; Arthropoda; Insecta; Diptera; Calliphoridae
Gene: Mfe2
Product: peroxisomal Multifunctional enzyme type 2
Exons: 3
Coding region: 234-2024 (596 amino acids)
Molecular function (GO): oxidoreductase activity
Source: RefSeq, a predicted model, not a curated record
CAGUUGUACUUCGCAAUUUCAUGUUUUUACUUAUCGCUUCUUUGCAAUAAUUUAAACAUAAUAAAAAUAAAAGCUGUUUAAUCACAAAUAUUAUAAAAAAGUUAACAAAAGGAAUAUAAAUGGUUUUGUCCACCGUAAAGAAUCUAUAACAAACUAAUUUGUUUGAAAUUGUACUCAGUUUGGUUUUGACCAGAGCAGCAAAAACAACACAAAAUACAAACUAUUUAGAAAAAAUGGCCGCUGAACAAUUACGUUAUGAUGGACGUGUUGCUAUUGUGACUGGUGCCGGUGCUGGUCUCGGUCGUGAAUACGCUUUGCUUUUGGCCUCUCGUGGCGCCAAAGUAGUUGUUAAUGAUUUGGGUGGUGCCCACAAUGGUGAAGGAGCCUCCAACCGUGCAGCCGAUUUGGUUGUCAAUGAAAUUAAAGCCAAAGGUGGUGAGGCUGUUGCCAACUACAAUUCUGUGGUAGAUGGUGAUAAAGUGGUUGAAACCGCCAUUAGCACUUAUGGGCGUGUGGACAUUAUCAUCAAUAAUGCUGGUAUUUUACGUGAUCGUAGCAUCUUGAAGACCUCCGAACAGGAUUGGAAUUUGGUGAAUGAUGUCCAUUUGAAGGGCAGUUUUAAGGUGACUCAAGCUGCUUGGCCUCAUAUGAAGAAACAAAACUAUGGUCGCAUUAUUAUGACUUCUUCGAAUUCGGGUAUUUAUGGUAAUUUUGGUCAAGCCAAUUACUCAGCUGCCAAAAUGGGUUUGGUGGGUUUGGCCAACACUGCAGCCAUCGAAGGUGCCAAAAAUAAUAUACACUGCAAUGUUAUUGUACCAACUGCAGCCAGUCGUAUGACUGAGGGCAUUUUACCCGACAUCUUGUUCAAUGAAUUGAAACCUCAAUUGAUUGCCCCAGUCGUGGCCUAUUUGUGUCAUGAAUCCUGUGAAGAUAGCGGUUCUUAUAUUGAAAGUGCUGCUGGGUGGGCUACCAAGGUGCAUAUGGUCCGCGGUAAGGGUUGCGUACUCCGCACUUCUAUCGAACAAGACACAAUCACUCCUGAAUAUGUCAAGAGCGUUUGGUCCAAAGUCACUGAUAUGAGUGAUGCUAAACACUUGAAUGCCAUUGGUGAGGCCUCCGGCACUUUGCUUGAGGUUUUGGAAAAUCUUAAAGAUGGAAAAAUUGGUGGCAUUGAGGAUACCUUUAAUUUUGCUUCUAAGGAUUUAAUUUUGUAUGCUUUGGGUAUUGGUGCUACCGUCAAGAAUCCCAGUGACUUGAAAUUCUUAUAUGAAAAUGAUCCCGACUUCACAGCAAUUCCUUCGUACUUUGUUAUGCCCGGUCUCAUGCUAAGCAUGACCUCCAGUUUGGUAUCUAGUGCCUUGCCUGAAGGCAAAGCUGACUUAACCAACAUUUUGCAUGGUGAACAAUAUUUGGAAAUUUGCGAUGAUAUUCCCACUAGCGGCAAAUUGAACACCAAUGGCACAGUUUUUGAUGUUAUGGAUAAGGGAUCUGGAGCUUUAGUUGUUACCAGUUGCGAUUCUUAUGAUGAGAAUGGCCGUUUGUUGGUUAAAAAUCAAAGCUCCAUCUUUGUUGUCGGUGCCGGUAAAUUCGGUGGCAAAAAGAAUCCCAAGGUGGGUGUUGUGCCCACUGUUCCCAAUCCUAGUCGUAAACCCGAUGCUUCUAUUCAAUAUAAAACCACUGAAGAUCAAGCUGCUCUAUACCGUUUGUCUGGUGACUUAAAUCCCCUACACAUUGAUCCCAACUUUGCUGCCAUUGCUGGAUUUAAAACUCCCAUAUUGCACGGUCUCUGCUCAUUGGGUUUCUCCGUACGCGCUGUUUUAGCCAAAUAUGCCAACAAUAAUUCCGCUCUUUUCAAGGCAGUAAAAGUACGUUUUGCAGCUCCCGUAUUGCCCGGACAAACUUUAAAGGUUGACAUGUGGAAAGAAGGUAAACGCAUUCACUUCAAGACCAGCAUUGUUGAAACCGGCAAGGAUGUCAUCACCGGAGCUUAUGUUGAUCUUAAAGAUACUGCUGCUAAAUUGUAAAUACUUUAAAAGUGCAUAAUAUCCCUUUAUACAUUCAUAUUUCACUUGUAAUAAGCGAAUAAUUUCGUUUGUUUAGGUUGUUGGUUUUAGACUGGUUUAAGAUAUAUAUUUGUUUGUAUUUCUAUUCGAAAAUUAUUUUAAAUAAAAGUAAAUUAUUUUUUUAAA